Messenger RNA from Pedinophyceae sp. YPF-701, 426 nucleotides. NCBI's taxonomy places the organism in Eukaryota, Viridiplantae, Chlorophyta, Pedinophyceae. The record is from the annotation of a GenBank genome assembly.
AUGAUUCGAUCUCAACUGCUUUUGCUGGCAGGCGUCGCAGCGCUGCUGACCGUGCAAGUUGGCGCGAUCGGCCUGGACGAGUGCAGGGACCUGCUCGCCAGCGUGGGCCCGAGCGACGAGACGACGACCGCGGUGUCCAAUGCUCUGGCCUCCUGCAUCCAGGAAGACCCACCCCAGCUCACCGCGACCGAAGACUGCUGCGGCAUCCUCGGGCUCGCCGUCGGCCCGGACGGGCCAGGCUUCGGGUGCACCUGCUACGACGAGCUGGCCGACGACGUCCAGGAGCUGCUUGCGUCCGCGGGGCUGGCGGAUUUGCUGCAGUACCAGGACAACAUCGGCGCGGACGAGGUUCUAUCGCUGCUGAACUCGUGCAGCAUCCCAACAAUGAGGGACACGCCGGACCAGUGCGGGGAGCUGACGGCCUGA